Messenger RNA from Penicillium egyptiacum, 390 nucleotides. NCBI's taxonomy places the organism in Eukaryota, Fungi, Ascomycota, Eurotiomycetes, Eurotiales, Aspergillaceae. The record is from the annotation of a GenBank genome assembly.
AUGUUCGUUUCCGGGACAACAUCUGUUGAUCCCUAUUCUCCCACUAAUGCACCGCGAAUGCUUCACCCAGAAGAUGCCAGACAGCAGACGCGCGUUGCUCUGGAGGAGAGUAUUCGAGCUAUCCAAGGUCUUGGUGGUAAAGGCGCGGAGGAUAUAGUCCGCGUUAAGAUGUUUGUCACUCGCCAUAAGGACUGUGAGGCUGUGGGGCGCGGGAUUAGUGAGAUAUUGGGCAAGUAUAAUCGUGCUGGAAGUGGAAUGAUAGGAGCUGCUGCAAUAAUGAUUGUCGUUAAUGGAGGCUUUAUAGACAAGGGGAUGCUUGUUGAGAUUGAAGUAGAUGCUGUUAUGGGACAGAUCUACACUGUUUAUGAGAAAAUUGCUACCCUAUCAUAA